AUGGAUUUGGAUCCGUUCUUGGCUCAUGCCCAGAGUGGAGACCUGGAUGCUGUGAAAGCAGCUUUGGAAGCGAAAGAGGCGAGCGAUGUCAGCAAGUGCCUGAAGGCAAGAGAUGAAGACAGGAGGACUGCAUUGCAUCGAGCGUGUGCUGCGGGGCACGAGCAGAUUGUAGCAUAUUUGCUUGAGCUACGUGCAAACCCAAAUACGGAGGAUGCGGAGGACUGGACGCCGCUGCAUUCUGCAGCCAGCCGUGGCUCGGCAUCGCUUUGUACCCGCCUCACAGAAGCAUGUGCUGACUGCGAUGCCGCAACGUCUUCUGGCGCCACUGCUAUGCAUUUUGCCGCCUCGAAGGGCCACGACGAUGUAAUCCGAAUCCUGGUCGACGCAGGCGCCAAGGUCAAUUGCAAGGACCGAAGCGGCGGUGUGGCGCUCCUGAGGGCGGCUGGAGCUGGCCGAACCCAGGCUUUAAAACUUCUGCUCGAAGCCCAAGCAGACAUAAGAUGCAAAGACAGAGUGGGAGAAAAUGUGUUCCAUAUCGCCAUCAAUGGCCAUCAUACGUCGAUUUGCGAGAUCCUGUUCGAGAGGGACGAAGCGGAGAAGCUCAUGGGACAAGAAAACGAAGACGGCAAAACGGCUACUCAGAUGCUCCUGGACCUGUUGCCAAUUGAGACUCGAGAUAAGAUCAAGUCGAUAUGGAGGGAGAAGAAGGGAGGCUAG
Symbiodinium natans is the source of this 717-nucleotide messenger RNA. NCBI's taxonomy places the organism in Eukaryota, Dinophyceae, Suessiales, Symbiodiniaceae. The record is from the annotation of a GenBank genome assembly.